UCUCGGGGAGUUCAGUUUCUGCUCAACAUCUGGAUCUCCAGUAUACAACAGACGUGAUAACGUGAGUCCACAUCUGAUCUAGCUCUUGGUCUGGAGCACCGCCAAUCUUACGACGCACGCUUGCUCAUCUUCAGAUACCCCGCGCACGGCGCGUCGAUCUGCCGCCAGAGACCCCGAUAAGGCGAAUAGGCGAUAACCACCACCUCGCAAGAAUCACCACCCCAUCAUCAGCACUCGACAUGGAUCCCGACGACGAGGUCGCGUUCGAGUUCGUCCCCGUGAUCCGGCAGUACAAGAGCGGCCGCGUCGAGCGCCUGCACCACGUCCACCCAGUCCCGCCCUCCGUGGACGCCGCCACCGGCGUCACCUCCAAGGACGUCACCAUCGACGCGGUCACCGGCCUGUGGGCGCGCCUCUACCUCCCCGACCUCUCAACGCGCCCCUGCGGCGGCGGCGAGGACGGGCGGCUCCCCAUCGUGCUCUACUUCCACUGUGGCGACCUCGUGGUCGGCACGGCGUCCGACGCCCCCGAGCACGCCUUCCUCAACCGCCUCGCGGCGCGGGCCGGCGCGCUCGCCGUGUCCGUGGAGUACCGCCUCGCGCCCGAGCACCCCGUCCCCGCCUGCUACGACGACGCCUGGUCCGCGCUCCUGUGGGCAACAACCGCCGCCGCGGACCCGUGGGUCCGUGACCACGGCGACGCGGCGCGCGUGUUCGUGCUCGGGUUCAGCUCCGGCGGGAACGUCGCGCACAACCUCACCCUCCGCGCCGGGUCGGAGCCGGACCGCCUCCUCCUCCCGGGCGGCGCCCGGGUGGAGGGGAUGGCGCUGGUGCACCCGUACUUCCUGUCGCCGUCGUGCGACACGGCGGCGGGGAAGGAGUGGCUGCGCGGCAAGCUGGCGGAGCUGUGGGUGUUCGCGUGCGGCGGGCGGACGACGGGGUCCGACGACCCGCGCGUGAACCCGCUCGCGGAGGGGGCGCCGAGCCUGAGGCGAGCCGGGUGCCGGCGGGUCCUCGUGUGCCUCGCGGAGGACGCGCUGGUGGCCGAGGGCAGGGCGUACCACGACGCGCUGCUGGCGAGCGGGUGGGCGGCGGAGGACGCCGAGCUCCUGGACUCGAGGUCAGCGGACCACGAGUUCCACCUCCGCGAGCCCGAGAGCGCCAAGGCCCUGCUCCUCAUGGACCGCCUGGUCGCGCUCAUCACCGGGAACCAGUAGAAGUGUACUUGUGUCUAGUGUUCGGAAUGAUAUGCUCCCGUGUUGCUGAUGUGGCUGAAUAAUGAAAGAAUUUUCG
Setaria italica (foxtail millet) is the source of this 1293-nucleotide messenger RNA. Its product is annotated as probable carboxylesterase 12. The record is from RefSeq and is a predicted model, not a curated record. The coding region runs from base 240 to 1217 and encodes 325 amino acids. The transcript has a single exon. Lineage: Eukaryota; Viridiplantae; Streptophyta; Magnoliopsida; Poales; Poaceae. Gene Ontology annotation, molecular function: hydrolase activity.